AUAAAAGAUAUUGAUAAAGUUCGUCGAGAAUCACAUCAAGGCACAUAUCAAGAAUUUUUAAAGGAAUUGAUUUCAAGAUUCUUUCCUUCCAGGAAGUUAAUAUCCAGCAUUAUUGAUGAUGAAAAUUUGCGAAUUCAAUAUAUACAGCAGCGUGUUGAGAAUAUUAAUGAAAAUCUUCUAGGAUGGUGUCAAAAAAUGACAUCCCCUUAUAAAAAAGAACAAACAGAAUUCGAGCCAAUAUUUACAGCGUCUCUUGAUGCUGCUAAAAGGCCAGAUGAUGAUUAUCAUGGUGAUAUGA
Messenger RNA from Scutellospora calospora, 298 nucleotides. The record is from the annotation of a GenBank genome assembly. NCBI's taxonomy places the organism in Eukaryota, Fungi, Glomeromycota, Glomeromycetes, Diversisporales, Gigasporaceae.